AUGUCCAACCCGAAAACUGAGUCAGUCACGAUGCAUGAGGAUUCUUUUGCCUUAAUUAGAGAGGAUGAUUUUGAGCAAAACUCUCUAAUCAUAGAUUCAGGAGGAGCUGAAGAUGAAAGUUGUUGUGCAGUGCCUGAACCUCCAUCGGCUACAGUUGCAUUGGAUGUAUUGAAUGUACAAGGAACACAAGAUGUGAUCCUAGAGACAUUUGGCUCUCCAUAUUAUUUGCAAUCAAUUAAUGAUAAAGGCACCAUGAUUCUUUCUCAUCAUUCCCGCGCAUACUCCUUCGAAUCAUUAGACGAUGAAGAUUUGGUAUGUGUUUCUCCUGCACCUUACUUCACAGCGAUGGAAGACGAUCCAACUGCUUACUUUCAUGAUUUCUCCACAUCCUACCUAAAAGACGGAAUCUCUUAUGUUUCAGAAGAUGCUAAUGCAAUGGCUCAUUUUCAUGAUUCUUUUGUAUUCGCCGCAGGAGAUAAAAGCUCUUAUUUUCCUCUUGGAAAUCCUGUCAAGUUUACGCAGACACAUAUGCAGCAGAAGUUGGAACUGAAGAUGAGUGCUGGUGUCAAAACAAUGAAGAAAGUCAAGAAAGUUGUCCAUGCCAUAAAAGAGAGCGGUACGGUACAAUUACAUAAUGAUCCAAGUGAAAUUGAAGAUUCAUGUGAUGUACUUGAACCCCCACAGCUUGAAGUUGGAUUGAGUGUGCAGGGAACAAGGGAUGUGAAUGAGACAUUGGAUUCGGCAGCAAAAAUAGAGGUCGGGGUGAAGCGAAUCGAAGGUAGUGAAGAUGUACAAGGUCAAACUGACAUGGGAAUAGGUGAACCUAUGUUGCCUACACUUGAAACUCCAUAUGCCGAAAAUGAGGUGACUGAAUAUGUACCUUCAACGGUUACAAUUGACUUGGAUGUGCUCUUGAGGGAGUUGAAGAGGAAGCUUCUUAAGGAUGAGGAGUCAACGCUUGUGCUAACUGGGCCUCGGGGAUGCGGCAAAACCAAAUUGGCAAAAAGAAAUUGUCAAGAUAAGUUAAAGAUAUGUUCAAGAACAAUACCUGAGUUGCAAGAGGAUACAAUUGCACUGAAGUGGCUGCAAGUAUUUCUUAAUGAAGCAGGACAACACCCUUCACUGUUGGUCCUAGAUGAUGUUUGGCCUGAAUCAGAACCCAUUCUUGACAAGUUUGAUAAUUUCAAAACAUCAAAUUACAAGAUUAUGAUGACAUCGAGAUCUGAAUUUCCGACAUUUGGUUCUCCAUAUUAUUUGCAAUCAAUUUAUGAUGAAGGCACCAGGACUUUUUCUCAUCAUUCCCGCGCAUACUCCUUCGAAUCAUUGGACGAUGAAGACCUGGUAUGUGUUUCUCCUGCACUUUCCUUCACAGCGAUGGAUGAUGAUCCAACUGCUUACUUUCGUGAUUUCUCCACAUUCUACCUAGAAGACAGAAUCUCUCAUGUUUCAGAAGAUACUGACCCGAUGACUCAUUUUCAUGAUUCCUCUGCAUCCACCACAAGAGAUAGAAGCUCUUAUGUUUCGAAGGGUGUUGGGAUAAAGUUUCCUCUUGGCAAUCCUGUGAAGUCUACGCAGACAUAUAUGCAGCAAAAGUUGGAAUUGAAUGUGAGUACUGGUGUCAAAACAGUGAAGAAAGUCAUGAAAGUUGUCCAUGUCAUAAAAGUGUCUGAACCUCCAUUAGCUACAAUUGCAUUGGAUGUAUUGAAUGUGCAGGGAACACAAGAUGUGAUCUUGGAGACGUUUGGUUCUCCAUAUUAUUUGCAAUCAAUUAAUGAUGAAGGCACCAUGAUUUUUUCUCAUCAUUCCCGCGCAUACUCCUUCGAAUCAUUGGACGAUGAAGACCUGGUAUGUGUUUCUCCUGCACCUUCCUUGACAGCGAUGGAUGACGAUCCAACUACUUACUUUCGUGAUUUCUCCACAUACCUGGAAGAUAGAAUCUCUCUAUUUGAGAAGUUUCCUCUUGGCAAUCCUGUCAAGUCUAUGCAGACACAUAUGCAGCCAAAGUUGGAAUUUAAGAUGAGUGAUGGUGACAAAACAAUGAAGAAAGUCAUGAAAGUUGUCCAUGCCAUAAAUGGGGUUAGUUCGACCGGUUGGGAUGCAAAGAACCAAAAGCUAACAGUGGUAGGACAGUUGGAUCCAGUGCUAAUAGUGACUAAGUUGAGGAAGAUGGCUUCUAAAACAGAGCUGGUAUCAGUUGGCCCAGCCAAGGAAGAGAUAUAA
Prunus armeniaca (apricot) is the source of this 2220-nucleotide messenger RNA. Lineage: Eukaryota; Viridiplantae; Streptophyta; Magnoliopsida; Rosales; Rosaceae. The record is from the annotation of a GenBank genome assembly.